AUGGCCAUCCUCAACUCCAACCCAGAGAUUCUAUUACGUAAACGUAAAAAUGCUGAUCGUAAAAGAUUAGAGAAACAGGAGCAAAUCAAGGAAAAAAUCGCUGCUUCCAAGAAGGCCAAAUUACAACAAAAGAAUAAAUUCAUUAGAGCAGAAACUUUACUAAGUAAUCACAAGUCCAAUGAAAUUGAACGCAAGAGGAUCAAGAAGGUGUCGAAAAAGAUCAAUAAUAGUAAUUUGCCAACUUCAAUAAGCAACAGUGGAACUACCACCAAUAACGAAGUUCAAGAUCAAGGAGAAUACAAGUUAUUAUUUGUCAUCAGAAUACCUAACCAUACAAAGGGACUAAAAAUCCCCAAAAAGGCAUACCAAAUCUUGCAAGUGUUGAAGUUGAUUGAAUCUAAUACCGGUGUAUUUGUUAAAGCUAAUGAAUCGACCAUCAAAUUAUUAGGAUUAAUUGCCCCAUACGUCAUCAUUGGACAACCAUCAAUUUCAUCAAUACGUAAACUAUUUCAAAAAAGAGCUCGUAUAAUGGUUGACGAAACCGAUGCCGAAACUGGCGAGAUUCAAUCAAAGGUGGUUAAAUUGGACAAUAAUCAAGUAGUUGAAGACAAAUUUGAAGAAUUGGGGCUUAUUUGCAUUGAAGAUUUGAUUUAUGAAUUGAUAAAUUUGAGCGACAAUUUUAUUGCCAUCACUUCAUGGUUGUUGCCGUUUAAAUUGAAUGCGCCGGUUAAUGGAUGGGGACCACAAGCUAAAUUGGCGAGAUUGCAAUAUGCAAACGAUCAUAAAGUGGAAGUGUCAUUGGCUCAAGAUUACAAGUUGAAGGAAGUUGAAGAUUUUGAUUCUAUUAUUGAUCAGCAAAAUUAG
This is a messenger RNA of Lodderomyces parapsilosis, 864 nucleotides long. It is a transcript of the gene RPL7, whose product is annotated as Rpl7p. Gene Ontology annotation, cellular component: cytosolic large ribosomal subunit. The coding region runs from base 1 to 864 and encodes 287 amino acids. The record is from RefSeq and is a predicted model, not a curated record. Gene Ontology annotation, biological process: maturation of LSU-rRNA from tricistronic rRNA transcript (SSU-rRNA, 5.8S rRNA, LSU-rRNA). Lineage: Eukaryota; Fungi; Ascomycota; Pichiomycetes; Serinales; Debaryomycetaceae. The transcript has a single exon. Gene Ontology annotation, molecular function: structural constituent of ribosome; RNA binding.